This is a messenger RNA of Besnoitia besnoiti, 3618 nucleotides long. RefSeq lists its product as uncharacterized. NCBI's taxonomy places the organism in Eukaryota, Apicomplexa, Conoidasida, Eucoccidiorida, Sarcocystidae. The record is from RefSeq and is a predicted model, not a curated record. The transcript has a single exon. The coding region runs from base 1 to 3618 and encodes 1205 amino acids.
AUGGAUGACUUGCACCAUUCACGGAAACGGUCGUCGUUAUCUUCUGCAUGCGAGCACAACUCCGAAGUUAUCUCCUUUGCUUUGACGAGAACAGGUGGUAGAGAAGGAGCGCCAGCAACCGCUUCGCCGUUUACCAGCUCUGCCCGAACUGGCGUUGCUUGCUGCGCCCCAGCCAUCUGGCCCAGAGAAAGAGACGCAAGGGUACGGUACCACCAGGAUAUCAUCAAUUGCCCGAAAAUACCACUUCCGUGUACGCGGCUCCCUGACGCUGUCUCAUUGGCCACACCCUUACCAAUUCCCCUGGAAAUGCUCAAAAUUGUUCUCCUUUUUCCUCGUCUCCUGGCAUGGGGAUACCUCUGGGAACGACGCCUCCUGCGGCGCAUCAGAAACCCGCUACCCACGUAUUAUCCUCCUGAGCUAUUCGGAACUGACGCUAUGAUAAAACGGGCUGGUGGCCAGAGGAAACAAUUAGCCAGCAUUGAGCAUACAACCACGAGAACUCCUGCAAGAGCGCUCGAGAGCUCUCGGCCUUCUACGGCUGUCAUCCCCAUUCUGAUUAACAAAGAGAUGACCACCGCGUUGUUACAGAUUUGCAAGAAGAGGAGGACAGGCCUCAAUGGCCUGAUAAUUGGCACAGCAGCAGUCGCGAUGUCCGAAUUGAUGUGGCAUAGAAAAACAGUCCUGAAGGAAAUUGAACUGAUGCUAGAUGGUGCACGGAAGAUGAAGAAAGAGGACGUCUUACGAAGAGGCGUCUUGGCUGAGAGUCGCGAGGCCAAAAUGCACGAGCCGUUACAGAUGGUUGCGGAAGAGAGACACCAUGUCUCUAGUUGUAUUGAAGGCAAUACCGUCGGACCCGGCGCACAUAGUCCUCGUGUUGCGGGCAAAACCCUGGAGGAAAACAGUGCAAUCUCAACUGUCCCACACCGAGAAGCGCGUCUCAAACAGGAAUCAAAAGGUAGAGAAAGAGCCAACGAUACGGAACCGCGGUGGAGGUGGUCGGUAUGGAAGGCAGGAUGCAGGCAAGUACGAUACGCUUUCGAGCGGCUUCGAGCUCUAAUGCGCAGACCAACCUGCAAUUUCGAUCCCGAUCAGAUAGGCGAUUCGAACAUAGAAAACCACGCUGGGCCUGUAUACUUGUAUUCUCUCCAAGCCAUCAGUGGACGACGCUGGUUCAAGCAUAGGGAUAGAGGUCAGUUCGAACCGACAGAGUUUGAGGACCAGAUGCUAUUUCAAAGCUUUCUUCUUGAGCAAACGCAGCUCCUGCUCGCACGACUAACGCCUGACGAUACCUCCAGAUUACAACGGUCGGGAAGCGCCAAUACAGGCCUUCCUGACUCGAUAAGAGGUCGUCCAGCUUUUGCCAAGAAGUAUGAAGAAGACUUAGGAGCGGAAGCACAUUUCUCGCGUUUGGCCAAUAUUGAUGCACUUACCCUUCCUGUUGGAAAACCGAGGCGCCAAGGAACAACAUCGGUUCCUCCGAUCCAAUUCGGGAGGCGUCGCACAGCCUCUCACAAUGCCAACCGAGUUACUGCAUGCAUGGCGUUGCCAUCUCCGCAGAUGUGCCAGGCAGUAACAAUGGCUGUAGACACCAAGACGGAGCCUUUUGCUCUCCAUGGCGGGGAGCCUCCAGACACAGGAACAACUGCAGUGUGCCAACGAUUCCGUACAACGCUCCCUGACAUACGCAGACAACGGAGCCUGCGCAUCACCUCUUCUGAUGCGGAAACAGCCAUUAUGAUGGAGGGCCGGAAAAUAUCCGACGAAACGAGAGUCCCCAGCGAUAGUGAAGUGACUCAGCCACGAAAUACCCCCAGAAAAGAAGGUGAAUUGUGGCAAGAAUCAGCCACGUUGUAUUCUGGUACACUGCGCGAAGACGAUAGUUCUCUUCAAUCUCGCGCGGUGGCCUUGCUAUCCGGUGCAGAUCCACACUCCGCACGCCACAGAGAUGAUGCCGGCGGCGGUGAGACAGACCCCUCAGUUACACAUGAUGCUGCAUCCGCGAGACUAAAAUCAUCCAUUUCCACGCGCAAAAAGGGAACGGAUGAACACAUCGGCGGGGACCCUGCCUUCGCUGAGAUGCCGUCGACCUUCAGUGUCGUCUCUUGCUCGACAGGCCUUGCCCCCGACCCCAGAUUUGAAACCGGAACUGACGUUUCCGCCGGAGCUGGUUCAUCACAGCUACGCGACAAUUUCGAUCAAAACGAAGGCGAGAGUGCAAGCUUAUCCUCCGAGCUGGUUUCAGAGAUCGGCAAACGCACUUCGUUCAGGCACAGCCUCGCUGCAUCUUUGAUGAAGAUACGAAGUUGGAUAGCUAGGAAAAGCCGCGGGGGAAAGAGAGAUCGCCAGCAGGACGGCAGACGCUUACAGCACGAGAAAGGCCAGCAAAACGCUGGCAGUCUGCGUGUUGACUCGCAAGCGUGUCAGAUAUCAACCGCGGCAACGAACGCGAUUCAAGUGACUCCACGCCCAGGGCUGGGCUCGUAUGCUCUGGUCAUGCCAAUUAGGAUUAGAGUAUCGCCCAAAUGUGCUGAUCUGAGUGACGACCUUUGGGAACUUGCUAGCAGAUCGGCCAAGGACGUCCAUGGCAUCGUCAACGCCCAGCGUUCAUUCCGCCCCUCGUAUGCCCUCGUUCCUUGGCACUCUAUCACCGUAUAUGUAGGCAGUGUUAUAGACAGGCUGCCCCUCCUGCAAAAACUGGGGGGAAUGAAACCCAGUUUCCGCCCGUCAGCUUUCCUCAUCAGCAAUGGCGGUAAAUGGGAUGCAACAUCCGUGGACACGUUCAUGCAUCGGCUUCUCCUAGAGGUGGCACAUGCUAGCAAGCGCCACAGGGCAAUGACAAUCUACCGCUUACUGCAUCAUCAGCAACAAAUGAAGGAAGCCGUCCGUGCAUUAGAGUCCAACAAGCAGGGAGUGAUCGCUCCACCCGACAAUGUGGACCGAAACUCUGCUUGCGCCGUUGCCGGCAGCUCUUGCAGACCCUCGCAUCAACGACUCCUUCCCAGCAGAAGCACGAGCAGCCCAGGACGGAGUGCCCCAACGACGCAUGCUACGAAAGAGACGAAGCACGCCACGAACGCGACUACUCAAAUAACGUGGUGGCGUGUUGAAGAAGGACAAAGUACAAAGCCACAUAAUUCUGGGCUUGGACAACUACCGAAACAGGCGUUCACGCCCACGUCUGGGCGCCACAGCUUUACAGGCAGAGAGGCUGCUGUUGAUACGACUGCACUUCUUGCAAGAAACGUUCCGAAGUUCCAUCCUUUUUCUCUGAAAGUGGAAUCCAGUUGGUCCGUUGUUGCACAACACAACGUGGGUCUCAACUAUUUUGCCCACAACGUCGUGACUGUAGACGGCUGCCUCAACUGGACGCUGCAGUACCACACCAACAUGGUCAGCCGUGAGCUGGCGACGUGUUACGCCAAUCGAAUUAUUGCGAUUCUUGAGAAACUCUGCGAGAAUGAAAGGCUAAAGGACGAACAAGUGUCAAGGACGAGCGGGUUACAACAGCAGUUCUCGACGCUCGAGCCUGAGCUCCAUGCACCAUUGUGCCGCGAUGAGACGUGGGGCACGCUGAGGCGACGACGUGAAGGUGUCGGAGACGGAGUAGUAAAACGCUGA